Cylicostephanus goldi is the source of this 603-nucleotide messenger RNA. Lineage: Eukaryota; Metazoa; Nematoda; Chromadorea; Rhabditida; Strongylidae. The record is from the annotation of a GenBank genome assembly.
CGCCCGGCUAUAAAAAUCGUCAACAACAUGAACUUUGAACUUCUUGAGCUCCCUACGAGCGUGCUUUAUCCACGAAACUCUCGUAUAAUUGAAAUUAGCGAAGUGCCGCGCAUGCGUACAGCCCUCAUCAAGAAAUAUAUGAGUUUCUGCAGGAACUGCAGGAUUACAGCAAAUCUGGGAUGCGGACUCACAAAGAGGGACUAUUCGGAUGCGGAAAUGGUUGCCGCUUGUGCGGGAAAAGCCAUCAUCAAACCCGCUGAAGGAUACAUGCUGAUUAUGAAUAGUGAUACCGUUUCGGAAGAACAGAUGAAUGCCGUUUGUUCGAAAGCUGUGUACAUGGAAAUCUGCAUCGAAAUCAAAGGAUCACAGUUCCGUUCUCUAAGAUGUCCGCACCUAAGACAUCUGGUACCUUGUCAAGCAGGUAAACCCGCCAUCAAAAUCAUCGGCAAUCCAUAUCUAAGCGAAGUCUCUAUGUCAAAAACGUUAAUCUACCAUAGAGGAACCAAGACUCUGGAAAUUCGUGGCAAUCCAAUGUUAUCGUCAUGGUCGCUACGUACCCUCAAGAAGCUUUGCCCCGAAUGCAUCAUUCGAAAAAGAAUGUAA